GGUUUUGCCAUUUAAACAACACAAUCUCAGCGUUUCAUUUUAUGAUAGGACGUUGAUUGAAAAAGGUAUUAUUGUCUAGAUAUGGAAUGUGCCUAAGGCACGGAUCUAAUUAAAUCAUCGUUUUAUGCAACGGCAUGUUUCUUCAGCGGGGGGAACCUUAUUAAUAUUCCCGCGCGUAUGGGUGUGAUGUAAUCCCGCCUCUUUUUCAGGGUCCUGCAGAUAUGCAGCGGGCCCGAGUCCAUAUAUGCGGUGUAUUCUGUGGUUCUGCAGAACCUUGUAGACCCUGAGUUCUGCAUGGUCUCGGGGAACCAGGCAGCGACAUCAGCAUCUGUAGCUUAGACAUGAAGAAUUACUCACGUGAGGCUGAGUUAGCCAAGAAGCUUAGGAGCUUGGGACCAAACUCUCGGAUUCACUUCGCAAGAUUGCUUACAGCUGCUGGGACAGUUUACGAUCACGAUACCUGGCUGUUUGCUCUCUCUUCCCCCUCUCCCCCUCUCUUCCAAAUGAUGCGGUGAUCAGAUAUCGAAAUGCUGUAGAACGGAAAAUACACAGUCGUCGGUUUUUACCGGGACCGGAUUAAAGGACGCUUAUGUGAUGAAAUCGAAGCCGUGAUAUCGCCUUGAGACAUCCAUCAGUAUUGGCAAUCCUAGCUCUUCUAUAGCUUAUCUUUCUCUGCUGAUCAUGGUUCGAGGAUACGAGCUAACGCAGGACUAGGCUUCCGCUGCACGUUUAUUGCAUGUAAGCAGGGUUACCACAUGUCAACAACGUGAACUCGCCAGCAGUUUGGUUCCCAAAAUAUCGACAUUAGUUAAUUCUACCCAGGAAACGAGCUGAACAAAGCUUAAUCUCGCUCUCUCUGCGCCGCAUACGAUAUUACGGCAAGCCAGGGUUCUUUCUUCAACACCCUCGAGUUCAUGGUAUGGAAUAUGAUUCGAUGCGGGCUAUGAAGUGAGACUAUACGAUAGUGACCAUCAUGGGUGAUAGGAACGUGGGCGAAAAGUGACUGAGAAGUGGUCUAAGCAUCAAGUUGAACGUCUAUAUAAACGGCUCAAAGUCUCGACGUUAAGCUCAAUCCUCAUCAUCAUCAACAUCUUCUUCCUUUCUCAGCUUCAUUCAUUGCAGAACGAUCUCUUCCGAUCGCCAUCAUCUCUUCACUUGAAGAUCACUUCCUACUUUCCACCUUUGCAUACUAUCCACUUCAUUAGCAGAAAUGUUUAGCAAAGACUUCACAGCCGUCGGGCUAGCAGCUCUCUCUUUGGUCUCUCAAUCCCAAGCAGGACCUACCUUGAGUACUUCUCAUCUCAAAGCAAGAGCCCUUCUAGGUAACUCUUUUGGUGUUCCUGGACGCAAUGCCACUUACGACUACGUUGUCGUUGGUGGUGGCAAUGCCGGUCUGACCAUCGCCAUGAGAUUGGCUGAAGCCGAGGCUGGCAGCGUUGCUGUCAUCGAAGCUGGAACUUUCUAUGAGAUUAGCAAUGGAAACAUCUCUCAAGUUCCCGCCACUGAUGGUGUCUUUGCUGGAAAAGGUGCCACUGAUUGGCAACCUCAAAUCGAUUGGGGUUAUCAGACUACCCCACAAUCUGGAGCACACAACACUUCUCUUCACUACGCUCGUGGUAAGACUUUGGGAGGUUGUUCUGCCAGAAACUUCAUGGUCUACCAACGUGGAACUGUUGGAUCGAUGCAGAAGUGGGCCGACCAGGUUGGCGACGACUCCUAUGAAUGGGAUAACUUUCUUCCCUUCUACCAGAAGUCUGUUAACUUCACUUCACCUGACAUGACCCUUCGAUCUGCCAACUCCACUCCAUCGUUCGUUGCUGCUGAUGCUGCAUCCUUUCCAGCUACCGGCCCACUUUCAGUUACUUGGUCCCACUAUGCCCAAGCUUUCGGAACCUGGGCCAUUGAGGGUCUCUCUCAAAUCGGCAUGCCAGUGAUUCCUGGAUUUUUGGGCGGAAACUUGAUUGGAACUUCAUACCCUACAUUCACCCUUGAUGCUGAAAAGAUGACACGUGAAUCCUCCGAGACUUCUUUCCUCAGAGUCGGUAUGACAUCACCUGAUCUCAAGGUUUACACUCUUUCCAUGGCCAAGAAGAUUCUCUUCGACGAGAGCAAGAAGGCAACUGGUGUUCUUGUCGAGACUGGUGGCUACCCAUUCACUUUGAGUGCCACCAAGGAGGUCAUCUUGUCUGCUGGUGUUUUCGGAUCCCCACAACUCCUUAUGGCUUCUGGUGUUGGACCCGCAGAUGAAUUGAGUGCUGUCGGUAUUGAUGUCAUUGCUGAUCUUCCAGGUGUUGGAAAGGGAAUGCAAGAUCAUCUAUUCACUGGUGUCGGAUACCGUGUCAAUGCUCCUACCAUCUCGAGACUUGUAAACGAUCCUGUCUAUGCUGCUGAGCAACUUGAGAUGUACGAGAGCACCCCAGCUGCUGGCAUGUAUUCCAGCCCCGAUACCGAUGUUCUUGGAUGGGAAAAGAUCCCCGAGAAGUACAGAAGCCAAUGGAGCAAUGAGACCCAAAAGGCUUUGGCUGAAUACCCUGCUGAUUGGCCUGAGGUUGAGUACAUUGCCAUUUCUUCUUUCCUAGGCAACCAGGUCAUCGAGGGAACCGACCCAAAUGAUGGAUUCAACUAUGCCACAUUAGCAAUUGCUCUCGUCGCUCCUCGAUCCCGCGGAUCCCUUACCAUCACCUCCGCUGACACCAACGUUGCUCCUUUGAUUGACCCAGGUUUCUUGACCGAGCAAUCUGACGUCGACAUCAUGGUUGCUGCAGUCAAGCGUGUCCGUGAAUUCUACGCCACCGAUGCUCUUCAAAGCUUCGUCAUUGGUGAUGAGUACUUCCCAGGAUCUAACAUCUCGACCGAUGCUCAAAUCGAAGACUUUGUCCGAACCAGUUUCAACACUAUCUGGCACGCAACAUCCACCUGCUCCAUGGGUCCAAUCAACGACACCAACACUGUCGUCGACACCCAAGCCAGAGUUCUUGGUGUAUCUGGUGUCCGUGUCGUUGACGCUGCCGCUUUCCCACUCCUUCCUCCUGGACAUCCUAUGUCCACAGUUUAUGCUUUCGCUGAGAAGAUUGCUUGCGAUAUCAUUGGCUGUUAAGAAGUUCGCUUCCAAAGCGCCACCAUCCAACACCAUCUUUAAUCAUCGCUCCUCACCUUCAUCCAAUUUCUCUUUAUUAUGCUGUCAAUAGACUCUUCUUAGAAGCACCAUGGCUAAAUUUGUUAUCUCUUCUUUUCUUCUGACCUCCAGCUGAUGGCGCCGGAAUAUUUUGAUGCACCA
Botrytis cinerea B05.10 is the source of this 3277-nucleotide messenger RNA. RefSeq lists its product as hypothetical. NCBI's taxonomy places the organism in Eukaryota, Fungi, Ascomycota, Leotiomycetes, Helotiales, Sclerotiniaceae. The coding region runs from base 1211 to 3097 and encodes 628 amino acids. Gene Ontology annotation, molecular function: oxidoreductase activity, acting on CH-OH group of donors; flavin adenine dinucleotide binding. The transcript has 3 exons. The record is from RefSeq and is a predicted model, not a curated record. Gene Ontology annotation, biological process: secondary metabolite biosynthetic process.